AGUAUAUGGCCAAGGAGAAUAAUUUGUGUGGAAUGUAUUCAGGGCGGAAGGAAAAUCCCUAAGAAUAGCACGUUUAAUUUUGAACAACAAAUAAAAAUUAAGUAAAACACAUUAUCUGACAAGGUCACCUGAUAACAAACUAUCAAACACAUGCAGGCAGGUGUACGAUCAAUAAAUAAAACCAGCUACUGGUUACUUGCGCGCUGAAGUCGUUAUCCGACCUGGAGACUUACGGACCUGAUUUGACGGCGAUUCAUACAUCGCUUGAAAGAUGAACGCCACAAUCCGCACUUUGAAGUCAAGCGCAUCCUCCAACGACUCCUUUGUUCGUCCUACUCGACCAUACCACGACAAGGUUGACUAUAACGUUGGCGAUGUUUACAAAUUUGUCUUCGGUGGCAUAGCAAUUGUUUCUAUCCUUGGCAACUUUCUCCUUUGCGUGGCAAUCUGCAGACGUCGGUCAAUGCUCUCGAAGACGUAUAACAUGCUUGUUUUAAGUCUCGCCGUUACGGACAUGCUAACAGGAAUAUUCCUUGUUGUCACACCAGAUUACGUAAUCGACAGAAAAACCUUCCCUUACCCCCACGGGCUGGCAGGAGAGAUUUACUGUCGUUUAAUUGGCUCAACCUACAUCCUUUUCAUUUUUGGCAAAGCUUCAACUUCCACGAUCAUGUGCCUGGCUAUAGAUCGUUGGUACUCGAUUGUAAAGCCGAUACGCUACAAAACAGCCUUCAGCAAACGACGUUUGUAUCUUUACAUUACUUUGAUCUGGGCCUCUGCCGCCAUAACUCAGAUCAAUGAACUCUUUAUCACUGCAGUAGAAGAUGGCCUUUGCACAUUCGUCACGCCAUUUUAUGGAGAAAAGGCUGAACGGAUCCUUAUUCUAAUUCACGUGAUCGUCACGUUCUACAUACCAAGUAUCGUUACCUGGGUGACCUUUGGACAAAUCUGGACGCACAUGCGCCAGCCUAACAUUCGUCGUCAUCUGAACAACAACAAAGCCACCAAACGCCUAUUGCGCAUGUGCGCCUUGGCAGCCUUCUUCUUAACAUUAUCUUGGUUUCCAGCGGAAACUUUUUUCAUCCUGUAUAAGUUUGACAUUUUGAAGCUUCCUUUUGAAUUCUACUUAUUUACAAGUAUUUUGGCAAUGUCUAACUCCUGCUUCAAUCCGUGGAUUUAUUGCCUCAGUAACAGGGAAUACAGAAGAGAAUUUGUCCGACUUCUCUGCUGCGUGAAAUUUAACAUGACAAACUCCAGAAUCGGUAGUUUGUGCUUUGGUUUGGUGCCAAACAGGAAAUUAAGAUAUUCAUUUUCAGGUGAUCCUGACCAAAGACGCUCAACUGGCAAUCUGGUUGAUGGUCCAUAUGUUCUUAGAGUACGUCGGGCGCCAGAGGACUCAAGUUUAAGCUUGUCGGCCGAGACUUAUUUGAGCAACACCGCUUGCUCUGAAGCCAGUCAAACAGAAGAGGUGCUAAGUGAUCGAGUGGUCUCAAGGCGGGCUGAAGCGAGCAUAUAACAAUGUUCAUUCGUGUUCUUUCAUGGAGAGAUUCCUCUCGGCAGCUAUUAUUCUGAAAGUAGCACUCAGAUAGCCCCAUAAUGGCAAGAGAAUUAACCACAGAUCGAAGAAAUCAUAGACUGACAAUACCAGAGAAAUUUAAACGUGGCUGCAACAGUUUCCAGCACUUUCCAAGACUUGGAUUUCGAUUAAUGAUUAUAGCCACCCUUUAUCACGUUGCAAUCAUCGCAUUAUCAAAUUUUUAUAAGCAGGAUAAGAGGCAACUUCUUUCAAAAUUCUGUGCAUGGUGUU
This is a messenger RNA of Orbicella faveolata, 1807 nucleotides long. Its product is annotated as tachykinin-like peptides receptor 99D. Gene Ontology annotation, molecular function: G protein-coupled receptor activity. NCBI's taxonomy places the organism in Eukaryota, Metazoa, Cnidaria, Anthozoa, Scleractinia, Merulinidae. Gene Ontology annotation, cellular component: membrane. Gene Ontology annotation, biological process: G protein-coupled receptor signaling pathway. The record is from RefSeq and is a predicted model, not a curated record.